Molecule: messenger RNA, 2084 nt
Organism: Fusarium redolens
Lineage: Eukaryota; Fungi; Ascomycota; Sordariomycetes; Hypocreales; Nectriaceae
Product: luciferin 4-monooxygenase
Exons: 6
Coding region: 150-1880 (576 amino acids)
Molecular function (GO): CoA-ligase activity
Source: RefSeq, a predicted model, not a curated record
CGAUCGCCAAGCAAUCACAUCAGAUGCGGGGUCACAUCAAAAAGGGCGCAGAGCGGGAGAAACGUGGACACCAAGAUCUUAUCAGAUCAAUCUAACUCGCCACCAUCACAAGGUCGCGCCUACUGGAGCGCCCGACUUUCUCAGUCACAAUGGUCUUCCAUCCACCAUCAUGGGUCCCAGAUCUACCAAUUGAUCCCCCAGACUCCAUCAGCGUCGCCGAGUUUAUGAGCUCGGAAGAGUAUGGUCGAUAUCCUAUCAACAAGGCGCGACAUCCAUACACGUGCGGUUUGACUGGAAAGACGCGUACGGCCGGGGAGGUUAUCCGCAGAGAGGGCUUUCUUGCGCGGGGCAUUGGCAAAGCCCUCCAACUCGACUCGCAAUCUGGGUCGGAAUGGGAUCGCGUCUUCGUCAUAUUUUCCCUCAACUCCAUUGACUACAUUCCCCUCACGCAUUCCAUCCAUCGUCUCAAUGGUAUCGCCAGUCUGAGUAGCGCAGCCCUGUCGGCCUCGGAGUUAGAGCACCAGCUCCGCGCUUCACGCGCAAAAGCAGUCUUUACUUGUGCGCCUCUUCUCGAUACAGCUCUGAAAGCUACAGAGACAGUUGGCAUAUCGCAACAAAAUGUGUUCCUCCUUCCAGUGCCCGGCGCCACCACCACGCAUGGUUUCAAGACAAUCGAGGACCUCAUCAAUGAGGGAGACAAAUUACCCGCCUUAUCACCCCUUCGAUGGACAAAAGGACAGGGCGCUCGACAAACAGCCUAUCUCUUGUAUUCGAGUGGCACUUCUGGUCUGCCGAAACCCGUCAUGCUCUCGCACUACAACAUCAUAUCAGGCAUAAUCCAAACAUGCACAUUCGACUCCGUCUCCCGAAAAGCCGACGGAAUUGAUACACAAGUUAUGCUUGGAGUGUUACCAUUCAGUCAUGUCUUCGGGCUGAUGCUUAUCACUCAUUUAGGGACCUACCGCGGCGACGAGAUCAUCGUUAUGCCUCGGUUCGAAUUCGAGCCCUUCCUGGCCGCGGUCAGUCGCUUCAAGAUACAGCAACUUCCAAUUGUCCCCCCCAUCGUGAUCCAGAUGCUUGAUAGGAGAGAACUGUGCAGAAGGUAUGAUUUGAGCAGUGUUAGAUUUGUGUAUACUGGUGCUGCACCUCUUGGGAAGGAAACAGUGGAUGAUCUGUUGGGUAUUUAUCCGAAGUGGCAUCUUGGGCAAGGCUAUGGAAUGACGGAGACAGCAACCGUCUUCAUACAAAGCAGCGAACACGAUACCCAAGUUGGAACAACGGGCUCACUAUUGCCAGCAGUGAAAGCCAGAAUCGUGGACCCCGACGGAAAAGAGAUCACUGAAUACGAAAAGCCAGGCGAACUACUGAUCCAAAGUCCAACGGUAUCUAUUGGCUACUUCAACAACCCCAAGGCCACCGCCGAGACCUUCUUCGGAGAUGGUACCGGCCGUUGGAUUCGAACGGGUGACGAAGUGCUGGUUCGCAUGUCAGAGAGUGGAAAUGAGCACUUUGUCGUUGUUGAUCGCGUUAAGGAGCUCAUCAAAGUCAAGGGCCAUCAAGUCGCACCGGCAGAGCUUGAGUCCCAUCUUCUCACACAUCCCGCCGUGAGCGACUGCGCAGUCAUACAGAUACCCGAUGCACGAGCCGGCGAGGUUCCGAAAGCGUUUGUUGUAAAAGCAAACCAUGCAGAAGAGCCUGAUGAAGAACUUGUGAGGGAUAUCCAGCGCUAUGUUGAAGAGCAUAAAGCUAGGUACAAGUGGUUGAAGGGUGGAGUCGAGUUUAUUGAAGCGAUACCGAAAAGUCCAACUGGUAAGAUAUUGAGACGGAAGUUGCGCGAUAGAGAGAGGGAGACUAGAAAAGCAGCAGGGGCAAAACUGUGAGGUCAACUGUAUGCUCUGGUGGAAGAUUUGGACAUACAAAUAUUUUUUCUGGUCGUUGACAAACUAAAACUCAUUACUUUCAUAUCGUUCAAACAUCAAGACAUAUACAUAAUCUGAAAAGAGCCCACCCGGGCUGCUAAAAGCCGUUUACUAUCGCAGCGAGCUUUGAGUUUACAGCUCCUCAGUUCCCUCAGUGUCCUCACC